Messenger RNA from Sinocyclocheilus grahami, 1844 nucleotides. RefSeq names its product midnolin-like. The transcript has 8 exons. NCBI's taxonomy places the organism in Eukaryota, Metazoa, Chordata, Actinopteri, Cypriniformes, Cyprinidae. Gene Ontology annotation, cellular component: nucleus. The record is from RefSeq and is a predicted model, not a curated record. Gene Ontology annotation, molecular function: protein binding. The coding region runs from base 236 to 1471 and encodes 411 amino acids.
AACAAUUAAAAACAAAACAAAUUACAUUCGAGAGAUAUAUAUAGAUGUACAUUCGGAUCCUAGUGGCCUUCUGGUAUUGAUAUUUCGGCGUGUUUCUGUGCAGAUCGGCGGCUGUUAUUGUCUGUGGAUUUACCUCAGAGCACCGAACGGAUAUUUCUCCGGUCGCGGAAGGAUUAUCGCGCUCGUUCCGGCACACACCGUCCCCCGCUCGGUUCAGAGAUCACGGGAUUAUCGGAUGGAGCGGAGCUGCAGCAGUCACGGACCGCGGUCCCGGUGUCCGGAGCUCCUGAACGGAGACGCGUCCAUGACCGUAUCGAUCCGCUCCACGACAGGGUCCCGCUUCGAGCUGUCCGUCCCGCUGGACGAGACCGUGCUGGGGCUGAAGCGGAGGCUGUCCGAGAAGCUCCGGGUUCCCGCAGAGCGACUGCUGCUGCUGCACCGAGACACGAGGUUAAACUCGGGAAAGCUGCUGGAUUUCGGUGUGGCUGACGGGAGCAGACUCACGCUGGUGCCCACGGUCGAAGCCGGACUGAUGUCGCAGUCGUGCCGCUCGGAGCAGUCGGUCCUGCAGGCGCUGGAGACGCUCUCAGACGCUCAGGUCAGUGACUUCCUGUCGGGACGGUCCCCGCUGACCCUUGCCCUGCGUGUGGGCGAUCACAUGAUGUUUGUGCAGCUGCAGUUGGCGGCUCAGCCGUCCAUCUCCAGGGGACCUGCGGGCCCCAACCAGACGCCUACAGGGGCCGAUAGCAGUGAAAACCCCUCAGACUCUCAGCAGCGGGCACUGGACGUCAUGAAGAGCCACAAUGCCCCGCCCUCAUCUCAUGUUCACCACGCCCACAGUACUCAAAGCCCCGCCCCUACUCUUCACUCACACCCUGUUAGCCACGCCCACUAUCCUCAAAGCCCCGCCCAUGCUCCGCCCUGCACUCAGGCUGAAGGCAGCACUCAGAGCCCCAGACAGCGAUGCAAACCCGGCGCCGUCAUCGAGAGCCUCGUCAACCACGCGCCGGGAGUUUUCUCAGGAACCUUCUCAGGUACUUUACACCCUAACUGUCAGGACAGCAGCGGGCAUCCUCGCCGGGACAUCAGCACCAUUCUGCAGAUCCUCAACGACCUCUUGAGCGCCACGCGGCAUUGCCAGGGAUCUCCUCCGAUGCUGACGCACCUCCACUGCCCUCCGGCCUCGCCCUGCUCACCUCCACCCUCACCUACCUCAGACCAGCGGCAGCCGCACGCACACCUGCGCAGACCCUCCGGAGAGCGUCUGCGGCAGACGGAGAAUAAAGCCAUGCGCUGUAAGCUGGAGCAUCUGCGGCUCUUACUGCAGCAGCGGCGUCUGCGACGGAAGGCCCGGAGAGACUCUCGCGGCCCGUACCGCUGGAUAACCCAGCACAAGAACCUGGACUAUCAGGAGCCGGUCUGGAAGCCCGACGUGCCGUCAGACGUGAGCGCAGAGCUUGUGCUGGCUUGAGCUGCAGCUGGAGGACGAGUCUGGACACACACACGGGCAUUAACAGCCGACUGUGAAACACUCAGGAGACGCUUUAUAGCGCUCACGGUCUGUUUGCAGAGGUUCUCCGCUCACUUCAUGGAUGUUACGAAACGCAGGAUGUAGCAUCACUUCACGUCAGGCGCUUCAGGAUGUUUUGCACAGUUCAGUUCUCGCUCUCGUGAGCAUUAAAAUAUGUUUGACGUGUUUUAGAGGACAGACGUCUGUCUUCAGACAGCUGGUUUAUGAAUCCUGGAUUUGGGCGAAUCUCCUGAAAACAGCUUAUAUUUCACCCCAAGAUCAAAAGAAAAUUAAUGUUAUUUUUCAUAUAUAGAAAAAGAAGCCUUUAUUUAUA